Botrytis deweyae is the source of this 1254-nucleotide messenger RNA. RefSeq lists its product as uncharacterized. The record is from RefSeq and is a predicted model, not a curated record. Lineage: Eukaryota; Fungi; Ascomycota; Leotiomycetes; Helotiales; Sclerotiniaceae. The transcript has 2 exons. Bases 1 to 1254 code for a protein of 417 amino acids. Gene Ontology annotation, molecular function: protein binding.
AUGCCUUCCUCAAAUAAACUCAACGACAUGGAUCGCCUCUCCGAACUAUUCGGAAACAUCAUUGUGAUCACCACCAACGACGUCCAGAGUAUGAACUCGGUCUUCGGUGCCAUUAGACGAGAUCGAGAAGCCGCAGCCGCAGACGCAGCAGAGACUUCUGCAACUCAGUCGGCCCGAGGAGCUACACUCGUAGCCGUAGAAAGUAGGAAAGCCAUUGUCGAGAAACAGGGCGGAGAUGUCGAGAUGAGUAGGGACAAUGGGAAAAUCUUAUCCCAACAAAGACGUAAUGAGGAACUCGUCACUGGAAGUACGGAUAACGACAAAGGAAAAGAACUCGGCAUGUUCGCCACCGAGAUCAUCUCCAAGAACACCGAGAUCCUGCGCGAAGCGCCUCUCGUUCUCGGGGGACCUACCUGGCCCGGCCGCGAAGCAGCAUACAACAUGCUUCCGUUCUCCAAAAAGGCAGCCGUUGAUUCUCUUUCCAAAAUGUGCAUUUGCGGAAAGAGCCCCGAACUUUGUCUCGAGACACCACUGAUGAAACGCUGGGCUGUUAAUUCCUUCGAGAUGAAUCCUUUUCUUCAACUUGGCGAUACAACUAAUAACAAUUGUAUCUACGAUAAAGCAUGUCGGAUUAAUCAUGCUUGUGUACCCAACUGUUCUCGUGCGUUCAAUUCUGAGCACAGUAUUUCGAUACGAGCUAUACGGGAUAUCAAGAGAGGAGAGGAAAUCACCAUUAAUUAUGGUGUUUAUGGCACCUAUUCUUUUCGAGCGACGAAUAUUUCUGAAAGAUGGAAAUUCACUUGUAUAUGCAACGCAUGUGUCAAGAAAUACUUCGUCCCAGAGACCGGAUAUGCAGAGUACGCGUACAACAAGAGACUUCUCUGUUUCGAGCUUCCUCUAUUAAUUCCACUUGGCGCCAAGACAGCCGAAGAAGCAGCAACAUCUAAGGAAAUCGUUAAAUGGGCCAAUAUGAUCGAAGAUAAUAUCCUAAAAGCCGAAGCAUAUUGGUAUGCGCAUACCGAUGAGCUGGUCAGCAGAGGGAUUACUCGACUUCGAUUUACUCCGGAGUGGAAGGAUCUGAACGUGUCACCGACGAGGAAUUUCUUGGUGAAUGGACAUGAAAAGUUUCUGAGGGAGAAUAACAAGUAUGAUCUCUCGGAUAAAGUCAUUGAGUUGUACAUCUGGCGUGCGACCAAGGCUUUGCGGGCUGAGGUUGAUCGAUGCCAUCCUAUAUUCAUGAGGAAGCAUUCUUAA